Plasmodium coatneyi is the source of this 2409-nucleotide messenger RNA. Its product is annotated as WD domain G-beta repeat domain containing protein. The coding region runs from base 1 to 2409 and encodes 802 amino acids. Gene Ontology annotation, molecular function: phosphatidylinositol binding; protein binding. The transcript has a single exon. The record is from RefSeq and is a predicted model, not a curated record. Lineage: Eukaryota; Apicomplexa; Aconoidasida; Haemosporida; Plasmodiidae.
AUGGAACUGGAACACUUCGACAUCGGCAUAAACCGAGUGGAACAGAGAGACGAGAAGGUCUACUACGUCAUCCUAAUUCAGUACAAAGACCUAAAGUACGAAACGAGUAGGAGGUACAGCGAAUUUGAAGAGCUCCACUGGGAGUUACUCCACAUGGGUUUUUCAGCCCUGCCAAAUUUACCCAAGAAAAAAUUAAUGGCUUACAAAAACGUAGAAUAUAUAAACUACCGAAAAAAGGUACUAAAUUCUUACCUGCACAAUUUAUUUAUCCGAGCGGAUGUAAGAUGUUGUGCUUUGUUUCUGAAUUUUAUUUUAUUUUACGACAAAAUUAAUUUAUCCGUGGAGGUAGUAAAAACCAAGCUGUUAAACAGCAUAGGAUCGCAAAAAUUUUCCUUGAGCGAUUUGUAUAUUAACGAAAAAUACAAUUUUAUCAUUUGUGUAUAUGAAGAUAAGAGUAAUUUAAGCAAGUUGGGAAAAUUGUGGUCCAUUAUUGAGCCAGACAUAGUUGGGGAGAUAAAAAUCUUCACUUAUAAUAACGACUUGACGUCUACAUUUUGCGAAACGUACAAAGAACAAACCGUAUAUAAGGCUAGAAAUAUCGUGUGUGCAGAAUCGCAAAAUGAAGUGAUCAUAUCAGGGGAUGAUGGAAAAAUCCACAUUUAUAAAAUUGACACCCAGUUGCUAACCCUAACUUAUGUAAAAAAUAUUCCUUGCCAUAAUGACACCAUUUUAAAAAUGAUGAGUUUUAGUGGCGAUUUAUUUUGCACCUGCGGUUAUGAUAACGCCUUUAGGUUGUUACGAUUUAGUGAUUAUAAAAUUCUGAGUGGGGGAAGAUGCAACAAACGUCUGGACAAGGAUAAAAUUACUACAUGUCACCUGCUCAACUAUGGAAAUAUCGUCCUUGGAACCGACUGUUCUGUUUUCUUUAUUUACAAUAUGAUGACCAAUCCGCCUCUCUACCUAGACACCAAGAAACUCAAAAAUGGCGAAAAAAUUAACUGCUUCGCUAACACGGAUAAGUACCUAUUUAUAGGGUACGACAACAUCAUUGCGUGCUACAAUUAUCAUUAUAACAGUGAGGCAAAAAAUGGGAGAAGUCUAAAUUUAAGUGGGACCUUCUCAGAAUGUGUGCCUCACGAGGAUCCACCUGGUGGUAGCCACAACUAUGCGCAAACCAGCGAAAAGGAGCCUGUCUUGACCAAACUAAUAGUAGACAACAACAUGUCGGCACAGUACAUCCCACCAUUGCUCUUCGACAAUACUGUCCUCUCCCUAAGCGUUAACAAAGAGAAAAAAGUACUCUACGCAGGGUAUGAAGACGCAAUUGUUAUCUGGUCCAUAACCAGCGGUCUCAUCAUUUCGGCCUUCCAUGGGCAUACAAACGGGGUGCACUUUUUAAAUUUUUUGAGCAGUUCAGGUUUUUUACUCUCAGGGGGAGACGGGGGGAAUUUGAAAGUAUGGAAAAAUGACAUAGAUAAUUUUCAAAUAUGGAAGCCGAAAAGGAGGAGGAGUUACAAAACCAACGAACCGGCAGGGAUCACCCCCCAAUCCGUCUACGCCGAAUCCUCUCCCCACAGAAACAGUCAGCAUAACAAUUUCAAUUUUAACGAGAGCGAAGAUGGGGACGACCCCGAUAACAGGAGCAAUCCGCAAAGCGAGACCAUGUCUAUUGACCACUUGUUGGGAGAAACGAACAAAAAAUACGACUACCAAGUGUAUGAUACGUCUAACUACAAGAAAGACCUACUUAAUUACAAUGCAUCAACAAAUAUAAACAGUGUUAACUCCUCCAGAAGUAACGUUUUUUACGAUAAAAGUAUGAGCAAUGCACCUCAGGAGUUUCUAUCCGAUGCAAGCAACCUGGAUGUCUGUAUACUCACAAACCUGGAAGACAAAGGCCGAAGCGUUAGCUACGAUUGUGACGUUGAUGAAAAUUUUAGCAAAGCAGAUAACUCCUUUCACGCACCACAUUAUGGCCAGGACUUUCAGCAGAAUCAUUUGGAUUAUUGCGUAGUAAAUGAGGAUGUAAAGUUCGAUCAUGGUGGUCAAAAUGAGGAACGUUACCAGCAUGGUCAGUAUAACCUGCGUGAUCACAAAGAUUACGGCGUGCCUCCCAUUCAACGGGAUGAAUACGAAACGUACUACGAGAAGGGGGGUUCCUACAGAAAGACAGAACACGAUGAUAAUCACCAUAGCAUUGCUCACCGAAGCGUGCCCCACCAGUUGGACGUGCAUGGAGAAAAUUACAACAGCGAUACUGCCCCUCAAGUGCAGCAAAACUCCGAUGGGGGGGCACCCAAUUCAAUAGAUAUGAAGCACAAUAAUGAGGACGACCAGUUCAGUAACUUAAAGAGGGACAUCGUUUACGUCAGUGACGAGGACGAUGAUUUGAUUUCAGCCUUUAGGUAG